GAUAAUGUAUUUUGGAUGCCUUUCCCAAAGCAAGAAUACAUUCUAUAAGUCUCUUAGUAUUUGAAUAGAUAAUAUGGACAUCAUUAUUAUAUUUGGAAUUUGAGUGAACAUGAUUAUUUGAGAGAGUUAUUCUAGAAUUAAGUUUCAAUGCAUUCUUAUAUUGGAUUUGCUUGUCCCCCUCUUUAUGAAUUACUAUUAAUUUGUAAAUGUAUUUUAGAAUGGGUUCAACAUGAAGGCAAUAUAGCAAUAGUUCAUUGUUAACAAAAUAAAGGAAGGAGUGCUAUUCUACUUUCAAUUUUAUGGUCUCUUGUUUUUAAAACGAGUAUUUAAGAAAGCUUUUAUAUUAUUGGAAAAUCUUUAGGACUUACUUCACCAUUAAAAUCUUAGCUUAUGUAUAUACAUUAAUACAUAUCUCAUUUGUUAACUAAUGGAUAAUUUAAUACUCAAACAAUUAAGGUGAAAUCAGUCAUCUUAAGUGGAAUUCCAAAAUAAUUCGAAAGUUUCAAACCAUUUUUUUAAAUAAUAGAUAGAAAAGGAGUGUUGUAUGAAGAGAAAAAUCAAAUAAUACAAAAGAAUUAACAAUGUAUAUUCAUUCUUCCAAAUUUAUAAAUUAGCAAUGAUAUUGUAUUUAGAUGUAAACAUAUUACUUCGUAAGAUGAUUUGAUUCCUAUAUUUAGAUUUUAGAUCCAUACAGGAUUCUUAUUCAAAAAUAUCAUUCGUUUUAAAGGAAGUGAUUUAGAUUUUCAAUAAUAAUUUGAUGAUGAUUUUUAUAUUGAUUUGGUCUAUCUAAGAGGAAAUGAAACUAAUAAUCUGCUUGAAUCAGAUAAAUUGAAUUAUGAUUAACAAUCUUAAGAAGGUUAUUAGAUGAUAAAAUAAUUAUUGGAUACAUGUUAGAUCAUGAGUUUGAAUAUGAAAUUGUAAUUAUUUCAAGAGAAUGAUAUUCCUAAUUAAAUCUAAGAAUAGUCAUAACCGAUAUAGUAAUAUACUUAGAAAUUUAAUUAAUUGAAUGAAUCAGUUGAACAGAACUAAAGAAAGAAUAGCUAAUAAGAAAAAGAAAGUUUAUCAGAUGUUUAAAUUCAAAAUAAGCCAGAGGAGAUAUAUGAAAAAAUAAAUGAUCAAGAUAAUAAUUAAAAUUAGAAUGAAGAUGAUGAUGAUGAUGAAAUCAUAAUUUGA
Paramecium sonneborni is the source of this 1173-nucleotide messenger RNA. The record is from the annotation of a GenBank genome assembly. NCBI's taxonomy places the organism in Eukaryota, Ciliophora, Oligohymenophorea, Peniculida, Parameciidae.